Gadus morhua (Atlantic cod) is the source of this 2197-nucleotide messenger RNA. It is a transcript of the gene mc2r, whose product is annotated as melanocortin 2 receptor. Gene Ontology annotation, biological process: G protein-coupled receptor signaling pathway. NCBI's taxonomy places the organism in Eukaryota, Metazoa, Chordata, Actinopteri, Gadiformes, Gadidae. The record is from RefSeq and is a predicted model, not a curated record. Gene Ontology annotation, cellular component: membrane. Bases 794 to 1723 code for a protein of 309 amino acids. The transcript has 4 exons. Gene Ontology annotation, molecular function: melanocortin receptor activity.
CAGGCCGUCCCGUAACCGGGGACACAUGACCCAUGGCUGCCUCACUCGUCUGGAGGAGCACAUCCAUGUUGAGCCUACAGCCGUGUUUUAUUUUAAUCAAAGAAUCAAGUUUAUCCUCAAGCACCUCAGACAAAGGGGAGACGAAGAGCCAACUCAAACUCCAAGACCCAAAGACAACAGGCUCGGACAACAGAUUGACCACGAAUCUGAAAACACCCCCCCACCGAGGACACUAGGCUGCCAGUAGACACAUGCAGACAACACAGGGGAGGGCUCUAUUGGAGCGGCUCUACUUCUUCAAUCCAAACCAUCCUUGAACACAAGGCAGCCCAGGGGACCACUGACGUCCUCAUCCAUCCGUUGUGUCUGUGUCCUUGUACAGCCUACUGCCGCUCUAACGCCCACUUCUAAUACAUAAGGGAUGUUUUUCCCUUGGGUAAUCUUCGGAGAGAGAACGGUCAUCGCGUUUCUCCUUUCUCCAUGAAGACCAUGGCCUGUCAUUACGACUCAUGCGUCACCAGAGACCAAAAAGGUCAUUGCUGGAAGGGAAACUACUUCAAUAUCAGCAUCAUCUAAACAUUUAAGAACUUUGUGAAAAUCACAUAAACACAGUGCAUCACAACUGAAAUGGUUAAAGUCUAUUCUGUGAAUUUGGCCUUCUUAGUAUAAGGCCACAUUACAGCACUAAGGACAUAUAAUACUAAGGACUGUAACAGUCGGAGGACCCUCGUUGUUGUGCUACGAUCCACCUCCUACUCUAUGUGGGUGAAGAACCUUUCCUCCUCUUCUCGGUAUGAAUCACGCCACGGUAGCCACGAAGACCCUGUGGGCCAAUCAGUCCGACUGCCAAGAGGUCCAUCUGCCAGUGUCCCUCUUUUUCACCAUGGGGGUGGUGAGUCUGAUGGAGAACUUGCUGGUGGUGGUGGCCGUGGUGUACAACCGCAACCUCCACUCGCCCAUGUACUGCUUCAUCUGCAGCCUGGCGGCCUUCAACACCAUCGCCAGCCUCACCAAGACGGUGGAGAACAUGAUGCUGGUGUUUGCGGACGGAGGACUCGUCGACCAGCAGGGCUCCUCGGCGAGGAAGAUGGACGACGUGAUCGACUCCCUGCUGUGCAUGUCGUUUGUGGGCUCCAUCUUCAGCUUCCUGGCCAUCGCGCUGGACCGCUACCUCACUAUCUUCCACGCGCUCCGCUAUCACAACAUCAUGACUAUGCGGCGGGCGGCCGCCAUCUUGGCCUUCAUCUGGACGACGUGCGGCGUGUCGGCCAUGCUCAUGGUGCGCUUUUUCGACACUGCCUUCAUCAAGACCUUCUUCAUAGCCGUCUUCGCCAUCUCCUUGCUGCUCAUCAUCUUCCUCUACGUCUACAUGUUCUUGCUGGCACGUAGCCACGCCAGAAAGAUCGCCGCUUACACCCCUAGCGUGAAGCGCCAGAGACACUGUUGGAGCGGCGGCAGCAUGAGAGGCGCGGUGACGCUCACCAUCCUGUUCGGGUCCUUCAUGGUGUGCUGGGCGCCGUUCUUCUUCCACCUCAUCCUCAUCAUGACGUGCCACGCCAACCCGUACUGCGAGUGCUACCGCUCGCUGUUCCAGCUGCACGUGGCGCUGCUGAUGAGCCACGCCCUCAUCGACCCCGCCAUCUAUGCCUUCCGCAGCGCCGAGCUCAGACACACCUUCCGGAAGAUGCUCUUCUGCUCGGAAUGGUGGUGGUGCUCCCAGUAGAACUACCGUUUGCUCCAAGAAUAUAAACUUAUUUUUUAUCGUUUUGUCAUUUCACUUUUAAUACAAUGUAUUUUACUGUGAGUCUAUAUAUAAAUAUAGCAAAUAUACUUAAGAUGUAGAGAAAUAUUAUAGUUUCCAAAAAGUCUAAAGGCAAAAAGGGCAUUUAUAGCCCGUUUAGCCAACAUUUAUAGCCUGUUCGAUUCAUUACAUCCAUAUAAGAUGUUUUCUACUCACUGUUUGUGAUCGUCGAUUCUUGUGUUUUGAAGACGUGGGAUGGCGAUAAUGUCAGAUGACGUAAUUUAUUGUGUUUGUGUUGAAAAACUGUGGAAAUCAAAGGUUUCCACAACUUAUUUUUUAAAUAAAAAUAGUCCCUUUCUAGGUUCCAAACAAAAGUUUAAUAAUAGUCAAAAUGAUAACAAAACUAUGCAAAACAGGUGAUUAAGGUGAUGAUCCACACCUCUGUCUGUAAUUACU